AGUCAUCGGCCCAAACCCUCGAGCCGCAGCAUUGCCCCCUCCUCGCCUCGCGCGUCGUCCAGCGCGGGGAGAUGCCGCACAUUGAGUCCGAGGUGAAGCUGGACUUCAAGGAUGUCCUCAUCCGGCCCAAGCGCUCCUUCCUGUCCUCCCGGCAGCAGGUGAGCAUCGAGCGCUCGUUCACCUUCCCCGCGUCCAAGCAGACCUGGUCGGGCGUGCCCAUCAUCGCGGCCAACAUGGACACCAUCGGCACCUUCGAGGUGGCGGAGGUGCUUGCCAAGAGGAAGGUCAUGUGCGCGGUCCACAAGCACUACAGCAAGGC
Messenger RNA from Prorocentrum cordatum, 319 nucleotides. Lineage: Eukaryota; Dinophyceae; Prorocentrales; Prorocentraceae. The record is from the annotation of a GenBank genome assembly.